Tetranychus urticae (two-spotted spider mite) is the source of this 823-nucleotide messenger RNA. RefSeq lists its product as uncharacterized. Lineage: Eukaryota; Metazoa; Arthropoda; Arachnida; Trombidiformes; Tetranychidae. The record is from RefSeq and is a predicted model, not a curated record.
GAGCUCAGAUCUAUUCAAUUCAUUCAAGUUCAUCAAGUUGUUACUAAAAUAGUUUACUUUUGAUUUAUUAACAUUGACUAACUAAUUUGAAAGCUAUUACAAUGAAAAAUACGAUCGGACUCAUCUUUUUAUUUGCCGUGAUCAAUGCAUCAUACUCCGCAUCCCUACGAGAGUUGGCCUUCAUGAAAAGUCUUUACGCUCGUGAAGAUAUGCCGAAGCCGAUACUAACUUCUAUGGUAAAUCGACGAAUCGAUCAAGUCAGGACUUUAUACGAAGGAAAAUCGAUUCUUGAAGAUGCAAAAAUCUUUUGCAAUUCAACUGAACAAUCGUUACGCUUACUUUUGGAAUCAAUGGAUUCAAAUGACACUCGAAUCAGUGAUCUUUCUGAAUCUUACUCACAUAUUGUGCGACUUAUAAACGAUGUUAACAGUGCCAUGGGAAUCCAUAAUGGUGAUUAUUUGACUAUGGAUUCGCGCUAUAGUUUCUCGAGAGAUAACCUACAAGCUAUGAUGGAUGCUUAUAUUGGUGACAUUGAGAUGGUUCGUAUGUGUGAAGUAUCUUUAGGACGUCCAAAUCGAGUUGAUAUGAAGAUCGUUGAUCGUCUAAAAUCAUUGUCCAAUGAAAUGCGAAAUUAUCAUUUUUCUAAGGACGACGGAUUCUUUACUGAGGUGAGCAGUAUUUCGCGAAAAACAAUGGAUCAGUGUUUGUGGCGAUUUGAAUUCUUGUUGAAUAAAUUGACAGCAACCUUCAUCAAUUUGAAGGAAUAAUUUUGGAGUUUUCACUAUCUAUUAAUAUUGAAUAAAAAUUGAAGCAUUAAAUAAAA